Sceloporus undulatus (fence lizard) is the source of this 4727-nucleotide messenger RNA. It is a transcript of the gene NFXL1, whose product is annotated as nuclear transcription factor, X-box binding like 1. Gene Ontology annotation, cellular component: nucleus. The transcript has 22 exons. NCBI's taxonomy places the organism in Eukaryota, Metazoa, Chordata, Lepidosauria, Squamata, Phrynosomatidae. Gene Ontology annotation, biological process: regulation of DNA-templated transcription. The coding region runs from base 126 to 2786 and encodes 886 amino acids. Gene Ontology annotation, molecular function: zinc ion binding; DNA-binding transcription factor activity, RNA polymerase II-specific; RNA polymerase II transcription regulatory region sequence-specific DNA binding. The record is from RefSeq and is a predicted model, not a curated record.
GGGAUGCUGGGAGUUGUAUUUCGGUGUGGAAGGCGGGCGAAGCUUGCUGAGUGCUGACGUCCCUCCUCUCGCCGGUGCACCUGGCUCUCGGUCGGCUCGGCUCGGCUGGAGGCGGCAGAAGAGCCAUGGAGGGCGCCGGGGCUUGGCGUCCGGCGGGAGUCCGGGGAAGGGGCCGGGGCCGAGCGGGGUCGCAGGCUGCAGGGGCCCCGGAGCGAGGAGGGCCAGGGAGGGCGCCAGGAGCCCCACAAGAGGCCCCUCGCCCCGCAGGGAACAGGGCCCACGAGUUGGCAUCAAAGAAAAAAUUUGAUGAAAUUAUGAAAGCUAAUCAAGCUGCUGCUAAAAAACUUGUGGAAGAACAGUUUAGUUCCUCUUCUGAAGAUGACGAAGAAGAGAUUGAAGGAAAACAUGGAAAAAUAUUGGACAAAACGUUUACAACUUAUACUAUUCAAACCGGUGGAGAUGCAAGUGAAUUGGAACGCACAAGACAAUACAUGAAUGAUGCUUUCCAGUCUGGGGCAAUGACAUGCUUGAUUUGUAUUGCUUCAAUUAAGAGAAACCAGGCUGUCUGGAGUUGCUCUGGAUGUUUCUGCAUAUUUCACAUGCCGUGCAUUCAGAAGUGGGCGAAGGAUAGCCUUUUCCUAAUAUCCUCUCCCUUGACAGAUGAUGAUUUUGGAAAAAAGGAUUAUCCAUGGCCAUGCCCAAAGUGUAGGUUUGAGUACAAGCGUUCUGAAACUCCCUCUCGAUACUACUGCUACUGUGGAAAAGUGGAAGAUCCACCAUUAGAUCCCUGGCUAGUUCCCCAUUCCUGUGGCCAAGUAUGUGAGAGAAAUUUCAAGCCUCCCUGUGGACACAAGUGCCUGCUGCUUUGUCACCCAGGUCCUUGUCCACCUUGUCCAAAGAUGAUCACAGUAACCUGUUACUGUAAGAAGGCCAGACCUGUGCCACGGAGAUGCAGCACAAAGGAAUGGUCAUGCCAGUUGCCUUGUGGACGGAAAUUGCCAUGUGGACAACACAACUGUGAGAAACCUUGUCAUCCAGGAGACUGUCAACCCUGCCCACGAGUCAGUAAGCAAAGAUGUAUCUGUGGUAGACAGGUAGCAGAAAGACUUUGUGCAAGUCCUUUAUGGCAUUGUGAUCAGGUUUGUGGUAAAACAUUGCCUUGUGGUUAUCAUGCCUGUGAACAAGUUUGUCAUGGUGGCUCCUGUGGAGAAUGUCCUCGAUCUGGGAAACGGUCUUGUCCAUGUGGAAAAUCCAAAUUUUCUCUACCAUGUACGGAGGAUGUGCCUACUUGUGGAGACAGCUGCAACAAAGUUCUUGAAUGUGGCAUUCAUAGAUGUUCACAGCGCUGCCACAGAGGCCCCUGUGAAAUCUGUAGACAGGAAGUUGAGAAACAGUGCCGCUGUGGAAAGCAUAUAAAGCAGAUGCCCUGCCAUAAGCCAUACCUUUGUGAAACAAAGUGUACAAAAAAUCGUGACUGUCAAAAACACCAGUGCAAGAGGAAGUGCUGUCCUGGAAAUUGUCCAGCAUGUGAUCAAGUUUGUGGAAGAACUUUGGGAUGUCGGAAUCACAAGUGUCCUUCAGUCUGCCACAGAGGUAGCUGCUAUCCAUGUCCUGAAACUGUAGAUGUGAAGUGCAAUUGUGGCAAAACUGUUCUCAAAGUACCUUGUGGUAGAGAACGAACCACCAAACCCCCCAGGUGCAAAGAACUAUGCAGGCAGCCGCCUACUUGCCAUCAUCCUAGUCGGGAGAAACACAGUUGCCACUUUGGGCCUUGUCCGCCUUGCCAUCAGCCCUGCAAGAAGAUCUUAGAAAAGUGUAGACACUUGUGCCCUGUUGCUUGCCAUGAUGAAGCAUUAGUGAAGCAAACUGGCUUGCAUCAGCCUGCUGGGCCUUGGGAACAGACAGUCGAGCCUGCCUUUAUUCAGACAGCAUUACCAUGUCCUCCAUGUCUAGUCCCUAUUCCAACGCAAUGCCUUGGGAAACACGAGAUGAGUCCAUUACCAUGUCAUACUGUGGGACCCUACUCUUGUAAAAGGGUUUGUGGAAGGCUCCUUGAUUGUCAGAACCAUAGUUGCAUGAAAGAAUGUCACAAAGUUAGCGAAACAGAUAGUAACAAUGAUGUCCAAAAGGCAGGUCCAGAGUGUUCUCAGUGUGAAGAAGAAUGUUCAAAGCCACGACCACUGGGUUGUCCCCACUCUUGCCCUUUGCCUUGCCACCCUGGAGAAUGCCCAUCAUGUGCCCAGAUGAUUCGGAUAAAGUGUCAUUGCAAACUCACAAGUCUUUACAUUGAAUGCAUAAAAAUCACUUCUGCUGACCUAAAGGAAAAAGAGGAGCUGAGUUCCUGCAAAAAUCAGUGUCCAAAAGAGUUGUCCUGUGGGCAUCGAUGUAAAGAAAUCUGCCAUCCAGGUGACUGUCCUAAGAAUUGCAACCAAAAGGUGAAAGUCCGCUGUCCUUGCAAAAGGCUCAAAAAGGAAGUGCUGUGUAGUAAGCUUCAAGAAGGCCAGGUUUCAUUAGAAUGUGACGCAGUAUGCAAGGAAAUGAAACGGAAAGCUUCUGAGAUGAAAGAAGCAGAAGCUAGGGCUGCCAUUGAAGAGGAAAAACGAAGGCAACAGGCUGAAUUGGAGGCUUUUGAGAACAGGUUAAAAGGGCGCCGGAAGAACAAGAGAAGAAAGGAUGAGGUUGAAGUUGAAAAAUCUGUAUGGCAAAAAUAUAAAAAUAUAUUUGUACUGCCAAUAUGUGGAGCUGCUGUUGUAAUGAUUGCAUGGUUCAUUGCCUACAGUGACUGAAAUCUUAAUACUUACUUCAGCACAUUUCCAUGUGAUUAUAGGUAGAUAGGUAGCUGCUAGAGUGUUAUCUUGUAUAAAUUAGGAUUUAAUAUCCAGUUGUGGAGAAAAACAACCAGUCUACCCACAGAUCACUUUGAAGUACAAGUUGUUAUUCUGUCCCAUCAGUUCUAAGCAAUGGGCACAGAUUUGAAACGCCUGAUUUGCAGGGAAUCAUUCAAGUACAGUUCCUGAUCAUAUUCUUGUGUUUCAUGUUACUAUGCGAGGAUUUCCUUUCAUGAACCCACUGAAUAUUUUGUUCGAGUAGUUAACAGCACUCUUGAUGAACUGAACUGGGGGAAAAAUUGAUUUGAUACUGUCAUAGAUGAACAUGUCUAUUGUCUGACAAAGAAUGCAUGGAAACUCUGAUCCCAUAAAGUUCAAUAAACACAUUGUCCCACUACUAGCUGCACUUCCUUCAGCAGAUGUACAUGCUGCAGCAGCCUCUUGCAUGCAAAGGUCAUCUUUGUAUGCUUCACACCAAAGUAUUUUGCCUUCAUUGAGUUAUUAAUGCAAACAGAAUUAAAUAUUUUAAAUUUUGUGAGUCAUUAAAAUUACAUGAAACUACUCUGGCUACAUAACAGUUCUAAUGAUGUCAGAAGUAGCUUUUCCUAAUACAGUGUCAGUAUUAUGUACCUGAGAGGGUUUUCCCACAGGAUCCUAUUUCCAAACAGAAAAGUUAGGUUUUUCUCAUAGACAUCUUUCAUCACUAAUGAAAACAGUCAAUUAUAUAUAGCUUUGAGUUUAAAUUCUACUUUGUACCUAGAAAAAAAAUCCUUCAAGUCAUAAUCAUUGAAAGGCAGACAUUGUUUUAUGUAUAUAUAAAUUCUCACAAAGACCAGUUAAUUUAAAUGAGUUAGUAUAUAUCUCUGAUGUAGUUGUGUUAGUGUUUUAGAGAACAGUAUAUGUAAAGUUGGUAAAUUAAUUCUUGAUUCAGGUAUAAAAAUAUGUACAUAAAUAUAAAAGGUUGGUUUGCUCUCAAAAUCAUGUUUUUACAUGAAAUGCCAAGUAGUUGUUUAAAGGUCUAGUUAACCUGAUAGAUGUUUCUCUAAACAAACAGCCUUGCCUCAAAUUUUUCAGAUGUGACUGAUGAAGAUAAUUGCUCAAAACCUGAACUAUGUUAAUAAUUAAUUUCAUGGGGAAUACUGUCACAUCAAAUUGAAGGGAGUCCACAUUUUUCUGCCUCUCUUGUUCUACUUAAUUUACCACUUCAAAUAUUAUUGAGGGUCAGUUUCCUAUUAAAAUAGUGUCUGUGUUAAGAAUACAUUCCAGGUGGCGCAUGGUAGGAAUGCUUGAGGGAAGAAGAUACAAGUACUGUACUCUAAACUUGAUGUUUUCACAUGUAGCUUGCAGUGGAUUGGACUGGAUAAUUAACAAUCCACAUUCCAAAAAUAUCAUAACAUAAGAUACUCCUAUCCAUUGUUCAGGAUUUUUAGCAUUAGAAUUAUAAAAGGUAGACCAAGUGUAGGCUGCAGAAUCGUUCAGUUUUUGACUUGUUAUAUUUACAAGAGAAAUAACAUUUUAGUUUUCCAUUAUUUAAAAGAAAAAGGCAAAUUUUGAAGAUAUAUAUACUGCUGCUUUACAUUUAAAAAACCAACAACAACCAAAACUAGCUCAGCAGUUGAUUUCCUAUCGGCAUAAUUAAUGGAUGUUCACAGGGCUUGUCAGAUUUCACGCUUAGAUAUGUUAGUGCAAGUCCUUUAUUUUUGUAUUCUUAUUUUGAUGAGAGAAACCCUUUCCAGUGUAGAUAAACUGUAUGAAAACCUGUUUGCAUAUUAUGUAUUUAAAUCAGUCAACAUUGUCUUGGUUUAAAUGUUAAGGGAAUUUCUUUGCUUCUGUAAAUGGAGAACUAUGUAACAUUUUAGCUACUUCAGCACUGAUAUUAAAACAUGCUUAUUUCUUCCA